Molecule: messenger RNA, 1742 nt
Organism: Metopolophium dirhodum (rose-grain aphid)
Lineage: Eukaryota; Metazoa; Arthropoda; Insecta; Hemiptera; Aphididae
Exons: 7
Coding region: 401-1180 (259 amino acids)
Source: RefSeq, a predicted model, not a curated record
AAUCAUUAUCAUUGAGGCCUAGGACUAGUUUUAGCCACAAACUCAGAUCCUCUCAGCGGUCAGCACUUAGCACUACUAUAGCACUUUUUAUAGACAUUGUUGUCACUCGUAAAUUUAAUUAUAGACGGUUUUCGAAAACCCGACGGCUCAAGUUAUUCAUAAUCUUCAUAAUUUCUUAUCGUUCCGUUCGCGGUGAUGUGAUAAUAAUAUUGUUGUAGCCUGUUUGGUAUUGAAUCGUCUCAGGUAAACGUGCAGCUAAAUAAACGCUGCUAAAAAAAUUACUAAACGACAAUUCAGUAACUCUUUAUAAUAUACUCCUUCAACUCAAACGUUUUGGGUGAAUACAGAAGAUUCAUUGUGAAGUAUAGUGUCAUAGCCGUGAUAUCAAACUGCUCGACCAAUGGCGGACUCCAGAUGCUGUUUCGGGUGUUCUAACGUGCGCAAGGGUGCGUGGGUGAUAUCAAUCUUCGACAUGUUGAUUUGUAUAAUACUCACGGUGAGAGCUCUUACUACGCUAAACAUCACCCCAUAUACGUAUACAUACAAAGUAAAAUUGAAUUCGUAUGAUGAUGGAUCCAUCACCAGUGAGCAUCGUGUUCAACUAUUGGAAAGGGAUUUCAACUUAUUUAGUCAAUUAUUUAUAAUUUUUCUAUUUUUUUAUGUCAACUUGAAUCUAAAGAAAGCCACUUUUAUACGGAACGCUCAAAGUAUCAAUCAGUGGUUGGUGGUAAACUCAAUAUUUUUUGUAUUUUUUGUUCUGUUUAUUGGUUUUACUACGGUAAAAAAUGCAUCACCUGAUAUAAUUCCUAUUGGAAUUCCUGUAAGCAUUGUUGUAGUGUACCAGAUUUAUGUCGUGAAAUGUUUUUAUGAUGAUGAACUUAAUGCUAUAACUCCACCUACGUUGCAUGCCACGCCAUAUGUGACCAUAACCAGUCAAACCCUUCAGACCCCAGUCUAUCCUGUGCAAGGUGGACCUUAUGUUAUUCAACAAGUGCAUCAGCCCAUUACACAAACUCCUUAUCCUCAGCAAACGUACCAGUAUCAGCCACAACAGCAAACUUCUUCUCAGUCUCACGUUGCUAUGCCUGUGCCAAGCCAACAAAGCCUUCAAGAGUAUUGUAACCCACCACCGUAUUCGCCAAGUUAUAAUACACAAGAAGGUCCUUCAGUGAAACAAUAAUUAUUAUACAGUAAAAUUAUUCAAUCCAUUAUCUUAUACAAUUAAUCCAAAACUUUUUUUUAUUAUGAUAUAUACAUUUCUGACUCUUGUAUGUGUUAUGUGUUGAAAAGUACAAAUUGUUUAUUGUAUACAAUAUUAUUAUUUACUACUUAUUUUAUAUUUAAUGAACCAUGUGAAGUACUAUGUGUUAAUCAUUUUAGCACUGAAUACUUAUUUACAUUAAUCUCAUUCAUUGCUUAAAAAAGAUAUAAGUGUGCAUUGAGCUUAGUUUUUAUAAUUAGUUCCGAUUUUUUUGAGUUUAAGUAUAUGAUUUUUAAAAUAUAAAUAAAAAAGAAACAUACGCAUUUUAUGUGUACUAUACUGCAGUAGUUAUGUAUUUAAAGUUAAUUUGUUUUUUAUUUAUUAAUUAAUCAAAACAAUCUAAGACUGUAUUAUUUUCUAAAAUAAAUUCAUCUUAGAUGUUUGUACAAUGUUUAAUUUAAUUCAUAUUUUGUAUAAGACUGUCUAAGAACAAAGUUGUAAUUUUUUUAUGUAAUCAAUAAAAAAAAACAUUGAUAUUUGA